AUGGAUUCAUGGUCUCUGUCUUGGUUUUUGUUCCUGGGCAACCUUCUCAUGGUUGCUGGCUGGCCAGUUCAAGAAAACUUUGAUAUAGAUGGUGGAACUGAGCAGGACAUUUUCAAUAUCAAUGAAGAUUUGCAUCUGGAUCUUUUUGAGGGAGACAUCAAACUUGAUGGGGCACAGGACAGAAAUUCUAUUAUUGGAGAUACAUACAGAUGGCCUCACGUCAUUCCAUAUGUUCUAGAGGAUAGCUUGGGUGUGAAUGCUAAAGCGGUUAUCCUCCAGGCAUUUGAUCGCUAUCGCCUGAAAACAUGCCUUGACUUCAAGCCUUGGUCUGGGGAAGAUAACUAUAUAGCAUUUUUCAAGGGCACCGGCUGCUGGUCCUCGAUAGGAAACAGGCGUGAGGGGAAGCAGCAACUUUCCAUUGGGAACAAUUGUGACAGGAUAGGAACCGUGCAGCAUGAGCUCUUGCACGCGCUGGGAUUCUGGCAUGAGCAGUCUCGUUCUGAUCGGGAUGACUAUAUCCAGAUAAUGUGGAACAGAAUUAAACCAGGUCGAGAGCACAAUUUUAAUAUUCAUAAUGACAAAGAAUCAGAUUUCCUGAAUGUUCCCUACGAUUACUUUUCUGUAAUGCACUACAGUAAAAUUGCAUUCAAAAGUGGACAAGACCCUACAAUUAUAACAAAGAUGGCAGGCUUUGAGGAUCUGAUUGGUCAACGCAUGGAUUUCAGUGACUAUGAUCUCCAAAAGUUGAAUCGACUGUAUAACUGCUCCUCUUCCUUGAGUUUUAUGGACUCAUGCAAUUUUGAACUGGAAAACAUAUGUGGAAUGAUACAAAGUUCAGAAGAUAAGACUGACUGGAAGCGAGUUUCAAAUGUUUCUGGGGGUCCAAAGACUGAUUAUUCCAACAUGGGAAAGUGUAAAGGUUCUGGUUUCUUCAUGCAUUUUAACAGUAGCUCUGUGAGUGAGGGGGACACAGCAGUGAUGGAAACUAGGAUGCUGUACCCUAAAAGAGAAUUUCAAUGCUUGGAAUUUUAUUUGCAUAACAGUGGAAGUACAAAUGACUACCUGAACAUAUACGUCAGGAAUUAUGCUGCAGAUGAUGUAAGUGGUCAUCGGAUCCUUGUGAAACAAAUAAAAGAAAUACCCAUUGGGAUCUGGAAACUUUACUACAUACCACUGAAAAUGGUCAACAAAUUUAGAGUGGUGUUUGAAGGACUCAGGGGCUCUGGUGCAUCAUCAGGUGGUCUGUCUAUUGAUGACAUCAAUCUUUCGGAAACACAGUGCCCUGAACAUGUGUGGCACAUAAGGAAUUUCGAAGAGACCAUUGACAAAGAAAAUGGAAUUCUAUUAAGCCCUCCAUUUUAUUCUCCUAAAGGUUAUGCUUUUCAGAUUCAAUUCAGUCUAAAACCUUCGACAGAUGCACAGAUAUAUCUCCACUUGGUCUCUGGAGGCAAUGAUGAUUAUUUAAAGUGGCCAUGUCCUUGGCAACAAAUCACGAUGACACUCUUGGAUCAAAAUUCUGACAUUCGACGGCGUAUGUCCAACCAGCUGAGUGUAACUACAGACCCAUUUCUGCUUGAUGAUACAAAGUAUUUUUGGGACAGGCCUUCUAAAGUGGGAACACAGACCGUUUACCCUAAUGGAACUGAGUAUAUGAUGAACAAAGGCUAUGGGAGCAGUGUCUUCAUAAGCCAUAGCAGGCUGCACAGCAGAGAGUUCAUAAAAGGAAAUGAUGUUUAUAUCCUAAUGACAACGAAUGACCGAUCUGACCUCACUCAAACACCGGAUCAGAGUAACCCAACCUCUGAUCCCAAUGACCUCUGCUCAGUAGUCGUAUGUGAAAAUGGUGGCAUAUGCUCCGUCCAGGAUGGCAAGGCCGAGUGCUGGUGUCCUUCUGGGGAAGACUGGUGGUACAUGGGAGAAAGGUGUGAGAAGAGAGGUUCAACCCGUGACACCAUUGUCAUUGCUGUUUCUUCCACCGCUGCUGUGUUUGUCCUGAUGCUGAUAGUUACCCUCAUCAGUGUCUACUGUACCCGGAGGAGAUAUCGCCAAAGGCCAAAUUCAAAUAUUGCGAAUAUCACUCUGGAAAAUGUAAGUUGA
Marmota flaviventris (yellow-bellied marmot) is the source of this 2097-nucleotide messenger RNA. The record is from RefSeq and is a predicted model, not a curated record. Lineage: Eukaryota; Metazoa; Chordata; Mammalia; Rodentia; Sciuridae.